CAUAACUUCUCAAUUAGUGACUAAAAACAAACUAUACUACUGGAUUUCAGUGUCCGAACAUAUUCUGAGUGUAGUGUAAACAUAAAUAUUAGGUAAUAUUUGUUCUUGUGCAGUGUUUAUGUUCGUUACGCGGCGCCCGAUCCGUCCGGCGUGCUGGAGGGACGUCGCCCUCGAGGAUUCUUACUAGAGAUGAUGCGGAGAUUGGUGAUGCGAUCGACGGCCAGGUGAGAGGGUGGCGGGCGGCAUGGAUCACGCGGUGAAGGCCAUGACGGCGCGCGGACCGCUGGCCAGGCUGGUGACACGCCGCCGCUUUGAAUCCGCUGAGCUAGAGGAGCUAUACGCGCGCUAUGCUUGUAAACUUCAACGCAGCUCGGUCGGAUCGGCACUCGCGCUCUGGGCAGUCCUCGCUGCCGCGCUAGCUGCUGUUGAAGCAACUCGAGGUUGGCGGAGAGCCCCACAGGUUGGCGUAUUGAGUAUUCACGCUGUGCUGUGCAGCGGGUUGGCGUGGUGGUGCGGCCGGACUGAUGGUGUGGCACCAGAGAGACGGUUGCCGCGGGCAUGCUGGCUGGCCCUGGCUGGCGGGGGUGCGGUACUAGCUGCCACGCUGCCCGCCUGGAGCCCGGGUGCCGCAGCCGAGGGCGCUGUGCAUGUCGUCUGGGCUGUCUUCGCUGCCUAUGCUCUGCUGCCUGUUGGCGCUCCUGUCGCUGCCGCCUUUGGCAUUGUCUUACCAACAGUCCAUACCAUCGCCGCUGCGCUUGUUGCUCAUCGCUUUCCUUAUCACGUCUGGCAGCAGAUGCUGGGCAAUGUGGUCGUGUUCGUUUGUGUGAAUGUGGUUGGAGCUUUGAUGCACUCGCUGAUGGAAACCGCCCAGCGCAGAGCCUUCCUAGACACCAGGAACUGCAUCGCGGCGAGACUCGACAUGGAAGACGAAAACGAGAAAUUGGUAUGA
This is a messenger RNA of Bombyx mandarina (wild silkworm), 949 nucleotides long. Its product is annotated as adenylate cyclase type 1. Gene Ontology annotation, biological process: adenylate cyclase-activating G protein-coupled receptor signaling pathway; intracellular signal transduction; cAMP biosynthetic process. The record is from RefSeq and is a predicted model, not a curated record. Gene Ontology annotation, cellular component: plasma membrane. Gene Ontology annotation, molecular function: adenylate cyclase activity. NCBI's taxonomy places the organism in Eukaryota, Metazoa, Arthropoda, Insecta, Lepidoptera, Bombycidae.